Molecule: messenger RNA, 816 nt
Organism: Aspergillus calidoustus
Lineage: Eukaryota; Fungi; Ascomycota; Eurotiomycetes; Eurotiales; Aspergillaceae
Source: the annotation of a GenBank genome assembly
AUGGCCUUCCCCCUCCCGCGGGGCAUCACGCCCCCGGAGAUCUCCUUCCUGGCCGAGAUGGAGAUGGUCACAAUCGUGCCUCGCCAGCGGCUAGAAGGCCUCGAGCUACUAGGCGGCCCAGUCGACCCCCUCAUCCCCCCGCGCCGAACAUCCGUCCCCCUCUGGCUCGCCUCGCUCCUCAAGCGCCAGCGCCGCGCAAACAUCCUCCCGCCCCCCUGGCUACACCCAGAAUCUCUCUCGCUAAUCCUCGACAUCGAAACUCAACACGCCGACUACCAGCACGCCUUCUCCCCACCCCCUCCACUCCCCGGCCAACCCAAGCUCCGAGACCGCGGGUCUCAAAAACCCACCGCACGACCCCGAUACACACCAGAGGGCCAGCGCUACUUUGCGACGCCGCCAUUCCUCCCGCAGAAUUUAGCACAGGACCAGCAGGCGUUCGACGACGGGGAGCCACCGACGCUGCCGUUUCAUUGGCUGGAGGUUGGGACGAUGCUGUUGGAUGUUGCGAGCGACGAUGUGAUUGAUCCGGAUCAGACGAGGAGGUUGUUGAAGGAGUUGAGGGAAGUGAGGUCUGCGAAAAUCCGGUCCGGUGUGGAGGUGUUGGAUGAUGCGGCGGUUGCGGGCGGUGGUGUUGCGCUUACUGGAGUUGGGGCUAUGGAGAUUGGUGAGGGGAGGGGGUUUAUUGGGGGUGUGGUUGACGGGCUUAGACGGAUAGGAGCGUCGAAGGAACAGGCUCGUCGGGAGCAGUUGGCGGAAGCGGCGAAUGGUGGAUACGACGCCACGCAGGAUGAUUACGAUGAAAUGGAGUUUUAA